Molecule: messenger RNA, 849 nt
Organism: Galeopterus variegatus (Sunda flying lemur)
Lineage: Eukaryota; Metazoa; Chordata; Mammalia; Dermoptera; Cynocephalidae
Product: chromosome unknown open reading frame, human C1orf198
Exons: 2
Coding region: 1-561 (186 amino acids)
Source: RefSeq, a predicted model, not a curated record
AUGGAGUUCAGCAUCUCCUCGCUGCCCGUCCAGGAGCCGGGCACCGCCGCCAGCGAGCCCAGGCCGCUGUCCAAAGCCUUGCAGGGCUCGCAGGCCCUCAAGGGCUCCCAGGGCAGCCGGUCGUCCAGCCUGGACGCGCUGGGGCCCGCCCGCAAGGAGGAGGAGGCGUCCUUCUGGAAGGUCAACGCUGAGCGGUCCCGCGGGGAGGGCCCCGAGGCCGAGUUCCAGUCGCUGACCCCCAGCCAGAUCAAGUCCAUGGAGAGAGGGGAGAAGGCCCUGCCCGCCUGUCACCGGCCAGAGCCCACCCUGAAGGACAGGGAGGCCAAGGUGGACAGGCCCGGCGCUGUCCCCCAGGAGCCACGUGAGUGGGCCCCUGCUGUCCAGGGCCCUGGUGAGGCAUGGCCCGAGGCUGCCCUGGCCGAGCCCACCGGGAAGCUGCCGACCUCCGAGGACAGGCAGGAUGACGGGGAGGAUGUCCUGUUUGCAGACCCCGUGCCCGUACAGGUCAGCUCGAGUAACAUCGUCCUGAAGACGGGCUUUGAUUUUCUGGACAAUUGGUAAAAUGUGUUCGGUGGAAAAAUGAAACUAAGAACCCCAAAGUGUUCUCCAAAGUGGUGUGGCAAAGGAGGGUGCAAAGGGCAACGUUUCUUUGUGUAUUUUCCUGGUUUCUCUACAGUCUUUUCUUAAUCAUUUGGAAACCAGUCAGUAUUGCCAGAUUUUUCCUUUUUUUGGUAAAACCAUACAUACGUGCUAUUUUCAAUGAUUUGAUAACAGAAGUUUUACAUUUAGAAUUUUUAAGGACUGUUCAGAAUUUAAUAAAUCUUGUAAAUAAAACUUCUGUUCCCAGUU